UAAUAUUUAAAAAACAACAAAAAGAGUAAAUUAAAGAAGAAGAAAAAUGUGAAACCCUUACAGGUUACAUUAUCGCUCGUCGUUUUCAUCUUCUCCGAUCGUCGGCCUUCCUUGAAUUCGCCUCUCGUUCUUCUCCGUCGCGGCGCCUCUCACUGCGUUCCUCGUCGACAAGGUUUCAUUAACUUUAUACAUGGAACCAUCAGCCGAAGAGUAUGCUGCCUUUGAAGAGAAGGUUAAAAGGACAGUGUACUUUGACAACCUGUCACCACAAGUUACUGAGUCUGUGAUUAGAACUGCUCUUGACCAGUUUACAGCUGUGAAAAAUGUCAAGUUUAUCCCCAACUACCUAGGACCGAGCAAUCUGCCGCAAUGUGCAUUGGUGGAAUUGGACUCUGCCAAGAAGGUCAAGGAAGUGAGAGCAAUGAUUGGGCAGUAUCCUUUCAUGAUGUCUGGGAUGCCACGGCCCGUAAGAGCUCGUCCUGCUGUAGCGGAAAUGUUUGAUGAUCGGCCAGUAAAGCCUAAGAGAAAGAUGAAGUGUUGUUGGUUGGAGAAAAAUGACCCUGAUUUUGAGGUGGCAAGAGAGCUGAAGAAUCUGACACGUAAACAUGCUGCAGAAAUAGCAUUCAUGCACAAAGUGCAUCUAAAAGAAGAAGAGAAGCUUGCGGCUCAGCAGGCAGAAACACUUAAAGUGCAUUACAAAAAGUUUAAGUUGAUAGAGGGCAUUAUGACUGACAGAACUGCCCUUACUUUGGCGCGAAAGUAUAAUCUGGCAGUUGCAGAUGAGUGAAAGAGUAUUUCCGAUUAACAAUUUAUGUAAAUAGUUUUUUCUCUGUGAUUAGGAUCAAGCUUAGUUUCACCCUGCUGCUGCUAAAGAAAUUCCAUUUAUACAUGGUAUGUAAUAUGCUAUUCAAUCCUUGUCAACGAUUUGAUGCUAAUGUUGUUUUCCUAUCAUCAGAUUCAUGGCAGUGUGUUGGUGGAUGUUUAAGUUUUAUUUUAUUAGAUCAACUUUUAGAAGACUCAUUCUGAAUCGGAAGUAGUGCAUGUUUGGUUCAA
Molecule: messenger RNA, 1053 nt
Organism: Cicer arietinum (chickpea)
Lineage: Eukaryota; Viridiplantae; Streptophyta; Magnoliopsida; Fabales; Fabaceae
Product: ASI1-immunoprecipitated protein 1-like
Molecular function (GO): nucleic acid binding
Source: RefSeq, a predicted model, not a curated record